GCGAGCACCGUCAGCAGCGACCCUGGGGCCUCCCGUGCCCCUUUACUUCUCCUAUUUCCCAGCUCAAAUAGAGGGAUGCUGCAGGGCCCGGGGCUGUGGCCGGCAUGGCUGUGCGGGCAGCCCUGCUGCUGGCUGUGCUGCUGCUGUCCCACCACCCUGGGGACACAGCAAUCCUGGAAGCCAAUGGCAACCUGAGCUGCCGCUGCCUCAAGAGCACACGAGCCUUCAUCCCUCCUGAGAGGUACAGCAGCAUCGAGGUGUGGCCCGUGGGGAGCAGCUGCCGGCGCCCCGAGGUGGUGAUUAAGCUCAAGAGCCUGAAGAAGGUCUGUGUGGAUCCUGACACACCGUGGAUGAGGAAACUCUUGCAGGACCUCCCUCACCUGAGGAAGAAAAAGGUUCCCCGCUGAGGAAGCUGCCACGAGAGGCAUGGCCAGAUGUGCUGGGCCCAAAACUGCCUCCCUUCCCCACCCUGCCGUUGCCUUACCCCAGUCCAGAGGGAAGCAUGCUGCUGCCUGAGCCCUUUUUAAUGCCUUUAAACCCUUAAAAAUGCCCAUCCCUGCUUCCAGCCUCUCCCAUCCCGUAGCCAUGUGCUGGGAGUCCCUUUUGGCCACAACCCAGCAAGCCCAAUAAAGGUGGCAGACCUCUGUCAC
Molecule: messenger RNA, 650 nt
Organism: Camarhynchus parvulus
Lineage: Eukaryota; Metazoa; Chordata; Aves; Passeriformes; Thraupidae
Product: C-X-C motif chemokine 6-like
Exons: 4
Coding region: 105-407 (100 amino acids)
Biological process (GO): antimicrobial humoral immune response mediated by antimicrobial peptide; chemokine-mediated signaling pathway; inflammatory response
Cellular component (GO): extracellular region
Molecular function (GO): CXCR chemokine receptor binding; chemokine activity
Source: RefSeq, a predicted model, not a curated record